This is a messenger RNA of Bipolaris zeicola 26-R-13, 1260 nucleotides long. RefSeq lists its product as uncharacterized. Lineage: Eukaryota; Fungi; Ascomycota; Dothideomycetes; Pleosporales; Pleosporaceae. Bases 1 to 1260 code for a protein of 419 amino acids. The transcript has 6 exons. The record is from RefSeq and is a predicted model, not a curated record.
AUGGCCUAUCAUCAUCUCAUUUCGAGGCAGGGAUGGGGACCUCCCCCAACGCCAGCGCGAUCACCAGAGUAUAUGGCAGAGAAUCAAGCUGCCCACUUGAUGGCCGUAGAGGGUCCCCUGUUCGCAUUAUCUACCACUGCGGUGCUUCUACGGUUCUAUGUGCGAAUCUUUAUGUUGAAAACAUUCGGUUGGGAUGACAUUAUGAUGUUGGUUGCAGUAUGCAUAAGCAUAACAACACUGGGUCUGUUCUUGACAGUCAUUAAUCUUGGACUGGGAAAACACGCCGAAGCAUUCCCAGUGGAGAAUACUUUUCUCUUUUUCAAGUACAUGUACUUCUAUUCGAUUCUCAUCAUUGCCGGAUACAGCUUCAUCAAGCUAUCGAUCGGUCUCUUCUUGCUCCGGCUGGCAGACCGGACAAGAUGGCGACCAUUCCUGAUCGGCAUGCUGAUUUUCAUUGUUAUUUUCACGAUUGGCUCGACGUUCGCCAUUAUAUUCCAAUGUAUACCUGUACGAGCAGGCUGGGACUUCACUAUGCGUCCGCCAAUGGGCAAAGCAAAAUGUUAUGAUGCGACAAUCUUCAAAAAUGUCGGUGUCUUCAACUCUUGCAUCAACAUCGCCACAGAUCUGAUAUUCGCCCUGAUUCCCAUACCCAUGGUCUGGAAGCUCCAAGUCACUAUUCAAACACGCAUUGGUCUCGCAACAAUCUUGGGUCUUGGUCUAUUCGCCUCUGCUAUAGCAAUCUACAAGACACCGAUGCAAGCCAAUUUCUUCAAAGUAAAAGAUUGGUCCGGCGAUGGAUCCUGGUACUACAUCUGGCAACAAGUAGAAAUGCACGUUGGCAUCAUCGCCGCCUGUCUUCCAACCAUUAAACCCCUCUUCGCAAGCUUCUUCGGACAAGUCCGGUCCAUAGCCACAAGAGGCCGAACAACCGGUUCGAAUGGCCUCAAUAGCACACCGUUUCGCUCAAGGGGGUAUAUGAAACAGAGCGAGCAGCAGAACAGCGAUAGCUUCGUCAUGAAGAAUAUGAGCGAAGGUAGUCAGUCGAUAGGACGUGACCCUUACGGUGAAGACACAGUGCUCGCCAAGGACACAUACACCGUCGUAGCUGGACGAGGUAAAAGCGGUCUUGAGAGAAUGGGAAGUCCAGCUAGGGAGAGUGAUGAUAGCAUUGAGAGUUACGAGGCACGAUGUGGUCCGCGGAGGUCUGUACAGAGAGGUUUGACGAUCGUAAAGACCACUGAGGUAGCUAUAAGUCGAUGA